Molecule: messenger RNA, 445 nt
Organism: Ailuropoda melanoleuca (giant panda)
Lineage: Eukaryota; Metazoa; Chordata; Mammalia; Carnivora; Ursidae
Product: ATP synthase subunit g, mitochondrial
Exons: 1
Coding region: 24-335 (103 amino acids)
Biological process (GO): proton motive force-driven ATP synthesis
Molecular function (GO): proton transmembrane transporter activity
Source: RefSeq, a predicted model, not a curated record
UCUGGAUCUUCCAGCUUGGAACCAUGGCCCAGUUUGUCGGUAACCUCGCGGAAAAGGCCCCGGCGCUGGUGAACGCUGCUGUGACUUACUCGAAGCCUCGAUUGGCCACAUUUUGGCACUAUGCCAAGGUUGAGCUGGUUCCUCCAACCCCUGCUGAGAUCCCUACAGCUAUUCAGAGCUUGAAAAAAAUAGUCAAGAGUGCUCAAACUGGUAGCUUCAAACAGCUCACAGUUAAGGAAGCUCUGCUGAAUGGUUUGGUGGCCACCGAGGUGUGGAUGUGGUUUUAUGUCGGCGAGAUCAUAGGCAAGCGUGGCCUCAUUGGCUAUAAUGUUUGAAGACCAAUUUAACAUCUGUUUAUAUGUGGCUUAUUAUUUGAGUGUUCUUGGACCAUGUGUGAUCAGACUGGUAUUUGAAUAAAAGAAGCUUAUGUAUCAAAAAAAAAAAA